AGUUCCGCCGGAAGUGGCCUGUCGGCUGAGGCCGAGCGUUUUCGGCCAUCUCCGGCACCCCCAGAGGGCGGGUCCUAGAGUCUUCGAAAACCUUGGAGGUAGCAAUUUAAGAAAUACCGGUUUUAUUAAUUGAUUUCCAAGCGCAAAGAAAGGCCAACGGAUAAAUUGUGGGCCAUUAAUUCAGAGCCUUUGCUUUUUACUUUGAAGAAUCUUAACGUACUUUGACCUUUAACCUGCGGCCGGGGGCCUCGGAGAGAAACGCCUCCGUUUCUAUAUAAGGGAUUUCCGGCCUUUUGCGGCCCUUUUUUCCUCUUUGCGCUGGGCACUCACCGGUUGCGCGCCUCUUUUUCUUGACUGCCUCCCAGUUCUAGAUUAGCCGUUGCCAUGGGUUUUGGAGACUUGAAAAGCCCCGCUGGCCUCCAGGUGCUCAACGACUACUUGGCGGACAAGAGUUACAUAGAGGGGUAUGUGCCAUCACAAGCAGAUGUGGCAGUAUUUGAAGCCGUCUCCGGCCCACCACCUGCCGACUUGUGUCAUGCCCUCCGUUGGUAUAAUCACAUCAAAUCUUAUGAGAAGGAAAAGGCCAGCCUGCCAGGAGUGAAGAAAGCUUUGGGCAAGUAUGGCCCUGCUAAUGUGGAAGACACCACAGAAAGUGGAGCUACAGAUAGUAAAGAUGAUGAUGACAUUGAUCUCUUUGGAUCUGAUGAUGAGGAGGAAAGUGAAGAAGCCAAGAGGCUAAGAGAAGAACGCCUUGCCCAGUAUGAGUCAAAGAAAGCCAAAAAACCAGCGCUUAUCGCCAAGUCUUCCAUCUUAUUAGACGUGAAACCUUGGGAUGAUGAGACCGAUAUGGCAAAACUAGAGGAGUGUGUCAGAAGCAUUCAAGCAGACGGCUUGGUCUGGGGCUCUUCUAAACUAGUUCCAGUUGGGUAUGGCAUUAAAAAACUUCAAAUACAGUGUGUAGUUGAAGACGACAAAGUUGGGACAGACAUGCUGGAGGAGCAGAUCACUGCUUUCGAUGAGUAUGUACAGUCUAUGGAUGUGGCUGCGUUCAACAAGAUCUAACAUCUAUCAUGGAUCAGUGCCCUUAAAUAAAAGUUUGAAAGACAA
Molecule: messenger RNA, 1107 nt
Organism: Cervus elaphus (red deer)
Lineage: Eukaryota; Metazoa; Chordata; Mammalia; Artiodactyla; Cervidae
Gene: EEF1B2
Product: eukaryotic translation elongation factor 1 beta 2
Exons: 6
Coding region: 385-1062 (225 amino acids)
Biological process (GO): translational elongation
Cellular component (GO): eukaryotic translation elongation factor 1 complex; cytosol
Molecular function (GO): guanyl-nucleotide exchange factor activity; translation elongation factor activity
Source: RefSeq, a predicted model, not a curated record